GCCCGACAGGACUGGUCAAGGGAGAAAGAGGGCUCUGUUUUAACCAGAAGGCUAAGUGCUAAAUGAACUUGCCUCAGGGGAUGGCAGUGAGACUAUUCCUGAUGUGACAGCUCAGGUGUUAAUGAAAAAAUGCACACAAUCCUGACAGAUGGGACUGGUUCAUGAAGGAGGGGACGGCCAGCUCAGUGUUUCAGAGACCACAGGACCAGCUUCCCAUCCAGAGCAAAGCCUGGCUUCCAGCCUCAUCACUCAGCGGAAAAGGUUACCACGGAUUUCUCAGUUGCUGGAUCUGCUGACCUUUCCUCGGCCCUCAUCCUUCCUGACCUUUCUGUAAUAUUGGAUGCUGUUGACCACCUGCUCCCCCUCCCUGGGUCUUUGGGACACUGCCCUCUCCUGGUUUCUUUACACCCUCAGCAUCUUAUUCUCAAGAAGGCCUGAUCACAGUGCCCUGCACAUAGCCUUUUACGAGCAUGGUUGUCUCAGCUUCCAGGAAUCUCCAAAACCUCUAGACUAUGAGCUCAGAGCUGGUCCUUGGCAGGUGGAGCUGAACUUGCCACUGGCAGAGAAUGCCCGUGUCCAGGAACCCAGGAAAUACAUCUCGCUAGUCCUUCAGGCAUGUGGCCUCCGACUUCUCCCAGCCCAGAGGAACCAGAGGCAGGGACCAAGUCGUGACCCAUGGGCAAGAGUGUGAAGUUCUUGACCAAGACCACCAGUUCCCAAAACCAACCCAAAGGGAAGGGACCCAAAGGGACCGGCCCUCACCAUUCAGUGUUAUUUUGCUCAUCAGCCAUACUCAUGACAUGAGCUGGACUGUCCUGGCGUUUGCCAAGCUCACCAACAAGCAACAGCUCAGACAUGUUGUGGGCUGUCUCCUGACUCUGAGGAUGCUGCUGUCACCAGAAAACAAGAUGGCCAGAUUCAAACCGUUGACAAUACUCACGGGGAAACUCAUAGUUCUGGGCUAUUACCGGGCAUUGAAAUAGCUUCACCAGUGCACUUUUGUUUUGACUCUCCAAGCAUUUUUUAGUCCAAUAGCAGCCAGCAACACUUCAGUAAAAGAUCCUCUGGAACCAUCUCUGGCUUCCCACUUCUCCAAUGUAAGCAGAGCCUGGGCAUGUGGGCCAUCUGUAAAUGAAGCCUGGUCCACCCUUCCCCAAGUAGCAUCAUCCCCAACCUCUGAUAAGGCCAUGGAUCCUGAGCAAAGUGUCAAGGGUGCACAGACAUCGGAGGGCAGUCCCAGAAAGCGGCUUCCCAAAGGUGAAGCCGUGCAAGUCAGUGGCCCCUCCGCUGCUCCAACCCCGGCUCCAGCCCCUGCUCCUGCUCCAGCCCCUGCUCCAGUUCCAUUCCAGGGCAGCUCGACUUCCUCCCCGGCCACACCCCUCCAUGAGCUCCUAUCCCAGCCGCAGCACUAUCCGGGGCCUCCACUGGUUCUGAGGGAGGGGUCUCAGGAGAAAACAGGACACCAGAAGCCCCCGAAGAGAUCUACUGUUGAAGGCCCGCCCCACAUCCCCCAGCUCCCUCAACACCCUCUGUCACCAGCAUUUAUGUCGCCCAGCAAGCCCGAGCAUCUCCUGGAAGGGCCCACGUGGCAGCUAGUCGAGCCAAUAAGGCCAGGCCCCUCGGGGUCUUUUGUCUCUCCGGGGCUGCAUUCCCAGAGCCAGCUCCUCCCCGCCCACCCGACCAUCAUCCCUCCAGAGGAACUGCAGUCCAUCCCUAAAGUCUACAUCCCGCGUGCCUCCCACAUCUCUAUGAAGCAGGCCGAGGAACCGCCCAAGAAGGAGAAGAAGCCUCAGAAACCCGGCAAGUACAUCUGCCAGUACUGCAGCCGGCCCUGUGCUAAGCCCAGCGUGCUCCAAAAGCACAUCCGCUCUCACACCGGUGAGCGGGCGCCCUACCACUGCUCCCCGUGUGGCUUCUCCUUCAAAACCAAAAGCAAUCUGUACAAACACAGGAAGUCCCACGCACACCGGAUCAAAGCCGGGCUGGCUUCGGGCAUCGGGGCUGAGAUGUACCCUCCGGGUCUGGAGAUGGAAAGGAUCGGGGGUGAGGAAUUUGAGGAGCCCACCGAAGGAGAGAGCACCGACUCGGAGGAGGAGACGGUGGCCGGGUCCAGCCACCCCGCCGACCUGUCUCCCAGACAAAAGCACACCCUCCUUGGCAGCAGCCUCUACGGCGUGGGCGGCCACGGUCCUGGCCACGACCGCUGCUCCUCGUCCCAUUCCGGCACCUCCCAGUCUCUCGAGGAGAGCCCCCAGUUCGCGGAGCCUCUGUCGUCCUCAUCGGAGCAUUCUGUGAGCCAUAAGGCGGAGGACACACACACCAUCAAGCAGAAGCUCGCCCUGAGGCUCAGUGAAAGGAAGAAAGUGAUGGACGAACAGGCCUUCCUCAGCCCUGGGAGCAAGGCAAGCACGGAGUCCGGCUACUUCCCGGUCCGAGAGCGCAGAGCACAGAUCAGCCCUCCCAAUACCAACGCCAAGUCCUACGCCGAGAUCAUCUUCGGCAAGUGUGGGCGAAUCGGGCAGCGCACCGCGAUGCUGACGGCCGCAGCCACCCAGCCGCUCCUGCCCCUGUCUGCCGAGGACAAGCCCAGCCUGGGCCCCAUCUCCGUUCCUCGGACGCAGGUCAUCGAGCACAUCACGAAGCUAAUCACAAUUAACGAAGCGGUCGUGGACACCAGUGAAAUCGACAGCGUGAAGCCCAGGAGGAGCUCUCUGUCCCGGAGGAGCAGCAUCGAGUCCCCCAAGUCCGGGAUCUUCCGGGACCCGUUUCAGCUGGACCCAUCCAAAACGCUGCUCUCCCACGGGGAGAAAGGCAAGCCGGAACAAUCACUGCUCUCCCUACAGCCUCUGCCCCCCAGCUCCACCGAGCCCGCGCCCCUCUUGCGGAGCCACUCCAUGCCUUCUGCCACCUGCACCAUCAGCUCCCCGCACACCUUCAGAGGUAGCUACUCCUUCGACGACCACAUCAGCGAGUCGGACACCCUAAGCCGCAGCCAAGUCUUUACGUCCCACCCCCGCACGUUGAAACGCCAGCCCGCCUUUGAGCUCCCUUUGGGAGGGGACUAUAGCUCCGAGGACAUUGGGCUAGGCCCGAAGGACCCGGCCUCUAAACCCGCCGAAGAAAAAGAAGCAAAGGAAAGCGAACUCACCAAAAAGUCCCGGAAAGGCUCCAGAAGCAAAGGGAUGACCUUCGAGUGUAACAUAUGUGGGGCUCGCUACAAGAAGCGGGAUAACUACGAGGCCCAUAAAAAGUACUACUGCUCAGAACUUCCAGCUCGCCAAGCCUGCUUCCCCGGGCCCACCCAUCGCAGAAUUGAAAAGAGCCAGGGGGAGCCCGAGUCUUGGUCUCAGAUGAUGCACUAUAAGGUGGGGACCAGUUUAGAACUCACUGCCACUGAGGAAAAAGGGCGGAAAGAAAAGAGCGUGGGGGAUGAUGAAGACCCACCCUCCUAUGAGUCAGGCCAAAGGUCACUCCUCUGUGGGGCCAGGAGCCAGUUUGCCAACCCAGCCCCCUCAGAAGCUGCUUUGAGCCUCCCCCGAGCCCACCAAGCCACCAGCAGAGCCACUCCAUCGUGCCACCCCUGGGAGGGGACCAUGGCCGUCCACCCAAGGACUCCCAAAGCAGCAGCAAGUUCCGAGUCGGGAAGGAGAGAAGGAAAAAUCUCCACGGAAAUUUCGGUCAUUCAGCACACCAGCUCCUUUGAAAAACCUGACCCUCCGGAGCAGUCGAGUCACCAGGAAGGAGAGGACAAGGCUUUGCCCCAGUUCCCAUCGCAGCCAGCCCGUUGCUCCACACGGACGCUCUUCCCCACUCCCUGCAGCCGAGGUUAGGUCCGCCAACCCAACAUCCAGGUUCCCGAGAUCUUGGUGACCGAGGAACCCGACAGGCCGGACACAGAACCUGAGCCUCCGCCGAAAGAACCCGAAAAGUCCGAGGAAUUUCAGUGGCCUCAGCGGAGCCAAACGCUGGCCCAGCUCCCCGCCGAGAAGCUGCCCCCCAAGAAGAAGCUGCGCCUGGCCGAGAUGGCCCAGUCCUCAGGGGAGUCCAGUUUGGAGUCGGUCUCCCUGACCCGAAGCCCGAGCCUGGAAAGCAGCGUAUCGCAUGGGUCGAGCCGCUCGGCGUCCUUCGAAAGGGAAGACCGCGGCAAGACAGAGGCCCCCGGGCCUUCUUGCUGAAAGCCACUCCAAGCCUUUUGGCGCCCACAUUGCUGACAGUUUCCGAGCUACCCUCACCACUCCAGAGAAAUGCGAAGGUCGGCCUCCGAGCAGUCGCCUAACGUGCCGCAGUCCCCCAGAUAUUCCGAGGCACGCAGCAAGUCCUUCGACUAUGGGAGUCUGGUCCCCUGGGGCCCAGCCUCCCACCCCAGGCAUCCCACCUCGUCGGCCCCGCCCGAAAGAAGGAAAUCUUUUCUGGUGAGACAGGCUUCUCUGAGCCGGCAUCCAGAACAUGAGCCAGAGGUGCCCCCAAGGGGAGACUGAAAGUGAGAGCCGCUCCCUUCAUCCAGCAAAUCUGCCACCAAAAGUUUGCUUCAUCAGCCCUCCUCUUCCUCCACGUGCUCGGCUUCUACCACCACCUCGUCCUCUUCUUCCUCCUCUUCCCACGGUGGGUACCUCAGUGCUAAGAGCCAGCAGGACAGUCCCCAGCUGGUGUCCAGCCCGCCUUACACAGAAGCCCUCCAAGUAUUCCCCCCGCCCAUUCCCCAGCACUCCCUGCAUGAAAAACCAUACCUGCCCCCUCCGGUGUCCCUUUUCUCUUUUCAACACUUCCUGCCGCCACCAGGACAGUCUUCAGAGUUGUUCUCCACUCCGGCUAUGCCAGAAAUCUUCUCUGCCCCGUACUCCAUGCCCCCACUGCCCCCCUCCCUAUUUCAGACUCCGCCAGUUCCCCUCCAACCAGCUGUUCUUUCACACCAGGGGCCAGCUUCACAGGCUCACCAGCUCAUACCUCAUCCCCGAUCUCCCCUUCCGCCAGCACCCGCCGUUCUCCCCGUGCCCUAUCCCAGCUCCUCUUCGGUUCUCUUCGGCUUCUUUCUGCCUCUGCAGUCUCAGUUUGCCCUUCACCUGCCUGGGGAGGUCGGCAGCCACCUGGACCCGGUGAAAUCCAGCCUUUCCCCUCUCACAGGGGCCCUCCCCGGCCUCUCCCCCAGCACAGAAUAUGCAACCGACGUCCGGUUGCAGCCAGUGACACGUGCUGCCAGCCCUCCAGUCUCGACGUCAGCCCCACAGCUGACCAUUCCUUCCUGCCCAGAUCCCCCGGUGUCUCUGGUUGUGCCUGUCCGGAUCCAGACCAACAUGCCCUCCUACGGCAGUGUGAUGUAUACAACGCUUUCUCAGAUCUUGGUCACUCAGUCCCAGUGCAACCCAUCCUCCCUCAUGCUCCCCAAAUUUGAGGACUACCAGGCCAAAGGGACAUUGGUCUGUGGUGUAGCAGCUCCCGCAGCGGAGCUCCCCCUGACCCAGAUCAGCGAGGAGCAGAGAAGGGGGUACCUGAGGGUGCCUCUGCCCUUACUAGAGAGGAAAGGGCCUCUCCUGUCCUCAGAAAGCAUCUUGGGCUUGGAGGGAACGUCCACUGCAGAGGCAGCAAACGGGGUGCUCUCCCCUGCAGGCAGCCUGGAACUCACCACGGAGACCCAGCAACAGAAGAGGGUGAAGGAGGAGGAAGGCUCCAGAGCCGAGGAGAAGUUGGAGCUGCUCAGACCAGCCAGCAGCAUCCUUGCCACUGCCGAAGCCGGCAAGAGGCAAGAGAGGGGCCCGUUUGGGGGACCCAGCCAAGGCCGAGAGGAGGAAGAGAUGCUCCCUAGCUCAUCACUGGCUCAGCCCUUUCCUAAGGAAAGCCCUCCCGCUCAGUACUCUGGGCUGCCUCAUUCAGGGGCUCCGGAAGCAUCCAAACAGCCCCCUGGGAAGCCCUCCCGGCGGCAGUCACCACUGCAGGGAGUGAAGAAGGAAGACUCCAAGGACCUGCCUGACCAUCCGCCGAAGACUCCUCCCACCUCUUCCUCCGCUUCUCCCAGGACAGCAAAAUCCCGGGAAGGUACAGACGCCAAGAAGGUACUACAGUUUCCCAGCCUCCAUACGACCACUAAUGUCAGUUGGUGCUAUUUAAACUACAUUAAGCCAAAUCCCGUCCAGCAGGCGGACAGGAGGUCCUCUGUUUAUGCUGGUUGGUGUAUAAGUCUGUACAACCCCAACCUGCCUGGGGUGUCCACUAAAGCAGCUCUGUCCCUCCUGAGGUCCAAGCAGAAGGUCAGCAAAGAGACCUACACCAUGGCCACGGCUCCACAUCCUGAAACAGGAAGGCUUGUCCCGUCCAGCUCCCGAAAGCCCCGAAUGACAGAGGCUCAUCUCCCUUCGAUGGUCUCCAGUGAGGGUCGGAAAGACCCAGCUCGAACCGAGAAGGAAGAAGACAAGAGAGGGAAGCCUGAGGAGGAUGCCCCUGUCUCCAAAAGAGGGGAGCCAGCGAGGAUCAGAAUCUUCGAAGGAGGGUACAAAUCAAAUGAAGAAUAUGUGUAUGUGAGAGGCCGCGGACGAGGGAAAUAUGUUUGUGAGGAAUGUGGAAUUCGCUGCAGGAAACCAAGCAUGCUGAAGAAACACAUUCGCACGCACACUGACGUCAGGCCCUAUGUCUGCAAGCAUUGUCACUUUGCUUUUAAAACCAAAGGGAAUCUGACUAAGCACAUGAAGUCCAAGGCUCACAGCAAAAAGUGUCAGGAGAUGGGGCUGCUGGUGGAGCUGGAAGCCGAGGAAGGAGCCAGUGACGACCCCUUCCAGGAUUCCGAGGGGCGGGAGGGCUCUGAGCCAGUGGAAGAACACCAAUUUUCUGAUCUGGAGGAAUCCGACGAGGACGAUGAAGAUGAGGAGGAGGAGGAGGAAGAGGAGGAGAGCCAGGACGAGCCCGCUCCGAAGCCCUCAGAAGGGCCACCACCUGCCGGACACUCCAAGGCUAGCUCUCCACCAGCUCAGGACAAAAGCCCCCGAGUAGUCCCGUCUUUGCCCCAGGACUUUACCUCCCGUGACCAGCCCACAGCAAGCUCGAGAUCGGAGGCGAGAUGGCCGGCGGACUGGAGCCAAGCUGCCACCUGCCGGAGCCACUCAUGUCUCCACCAGCCAGCUCGGACGUCCCGGGAGCCCUUGGCUCCUGGUGAACAGGAACUGGCCCCAAACCAGCAGGGGGGGAUCUUAGCCAUGGGCCCGUUGUUGAGCUCCCAGGCCCCAUCCCCAAGAAGGUCAUGGUCCCCUGGCAAGGAGCCCUGCAGCAGCAGACCCAUGAUCCCCCGAAAACACUCACUAACCAAAAACGGAAGUCCUCCCCAGUGCUUUGCACCCGCUGGAGAAAUGCCAUCCUUCCGGUGCAGCCCUCCUAGGAGAGGGGGUUCACCCGGGCCCUGGAUGGCAUCUCCUCUCCGGUGCACGUCACCCUCAACUCACUUGUCCCCAAGAAGAGAACUAUCCCCCCGAGCCUAUCUCCCACCAGAGGGCGGGGUCUCUCCAGACAGGAACUUGUCUCCUAGCCAGGAGAUGAUGCCCCUAAGACACUCAUCCCCCAAGCCAAUGUCUCCAGGACUUUCUGAGUCCCCCCCACAAUACCCACUGCCAGGGAAAGAUGACUUAGUGUUCAGAAGUGGCGCAGCAGUGGACGAGCAAACCCUGGGCAGCGUUACAGUCGCUCAGCGUGGUCUCUUCUCUCAAAAGCCUCUACCUCAUGAGCACCUUGGCAAAAACGUGGAGACCUCUGAAUCCAGGACGAAGUUGGAGCCCAGAAGCCCAGCCUGCUCACCUGGUCCUGCUCACCCGUUUCCCUCCAGACCCUUCUCUUCACUUCAUGAAUUCCACGGCCACAUCCCAGGCCGGACAGGAGAGAACCUCUUUAGCCAUCUCCCUCUGCAUUCUCAGCGGUUAGCCAGGACCCCAUGCCCCAUGAUCCCCAUCGGGGGGAUCCAAAUGGUCCAGGCCAGGCCCAGCACCCAUCCCACACUGAUGCCUGGGGCUGGGCUGCCGUGGUCCACCUGCUUCUUUGGUGGGGGCAGCGACCUGACCGACUCCCGGCAGGCUCAGGAGAGAAGCCGAGAAGGCCUACCAGAGACCUCCUCAGCAUCUGUGUCUCCAGUGGCCAAGGUCUCCAAGUUCACUCUGUCCUCAGAGCUGGAGAGUAGCAGCUAUUCCGUAGAGAGAACGAGGACUAGUGAGGGUCAGGUUGUGUCGGACUGGGAGACGCCCAGGAUCGGAGGAAUGUCCUCGGAGACCAAGGCUCCCGCCCCCACGGACAGCCCCAGCCCGAGCUCUGAGCAGUCUCCCAGGCCAUCCCCCGGCAGGACAGGGCAGGCAAAGAGGCCUAGCCCUAAAGCAGCCCACAACAGCCCCUGCAGUGACUCUGAGACACCACGCACUUUCCCCUGGGUGAUUCCUUCCCAGACGUUGGACCGAAGCAGCUCCACGGGCUGUCUCAUGGAGCCCACCCGGUGCCUAGCGACCCGCAGGAGGAACCUGUCGGGAGAGCUCAGGCCCUCGGCCAGCCCUUGUCGUCAGCUGGGCUCCCCGCCCUUGGAGAGCGAGGGGCCUGGACAAGCUUCCAGGAGGCCGGAGGACAAAGACGAAGGAAGCUCCUAGGUCUUCCCCUCACCCCCAUCUGCAUCAGCGUUAGGCUUCCAGUAUAAAAGAACAGACAUUCCCAACACUCUUUCCUGCAGUAUCGUCAUCACACGCAGACGCACUCUCACUUAACGACCAAACUCACAGAAACGUCCCUUGUGGAGUCGUCCCCAUCUGGUAUUAUCUUCCCAUGUAUGCAGUUACUUGUGCCUUUUCUGAGACCUUUUUUUGCUUGAAAUGUUUAAAAGGAAAAACAAAUGAGGUGUUUAAGGCUGUGAAUAUUUUUGUAGAGUUUUUCGAAGGGGGUUGGUUGAGUGGUGUCCUCUAGCGUCACAGUGAGCUGGGUGUCCCCUGGUCCCUGCCAGGGCCAGGGAAAGGCAGCUGUUUACUGCGGGAGGUUAUGCACUGAAAAAAAAAAAAACGAACCCAAGAAACCUUUUUUUUUUAUACUGAUUAAAUGAAAAAAAAAUGUUCCUCUGUAUAGAUGUUUAUGGUUCCUAUUUAAUCAUCCACCAAGUGCUUGUCUGCUUGUCUCUUUUUUGGGUGGCCUUCCCCCCUCCCCCAGCCCCUCAUACCCUCAGACAGUUUGGAAAUGCCUUCCACCUAACAACUCCUCCCCCUGCCCCCAGUUGGGAGUAGACUGAAGAGGGAAGUCUGAUAACUACCAGACAGACUGAGGAUGGCCCUCCCCAAACUCAGCUCUACCCUGAUGCCUUCCCAUCAGUCAGAGAAAGCAUCUGUCUAUCUUUAUUAUUUUAAGAAGGGAAAGAAGUUUCAUCUUUGAGUAUUUACAUUCAAGAUAUAGGAAGCGAUUAGACAGAGGUGCCCAUAUCUGAAUGGUAUUUCUUCGGGCCGUGAAAUUCUCAUUCCGGCUUUCAUAACGCUGGUGACACUGGCCAAGGGGGUGCAGAACUGCCCCUCCCCACCGUGUACUGAGUAUCAAAGUCUAGGUUCUGAAUGUUUGUCUCCCUCUCCCUCCUCUCCAGAAAGCUGAGCUGCUCUUUUGAUGUUAAAAGCUCACGUUUGCUGCCCAUUUCAGAGAGAACAGAGAAUCACUGACCAAAUCCUACCCCGGGCCUUUCAGAGAAAGGCCUUGGAAAGAUCCUUGGGGAUCAGAGCUAUUGGCCCCAUACCUCAUAAAACUCUGGCCUUAAAUCUCCCCGGGGUCUAGGCAGCCGUGGGAUCGUGAUUGGUCCAUAGAGCUCGAAGGGACCUUCAAGAUCACGCGUAUUCCAACUUUUCAUAGUAUGGAUGAUUCUCUUUCAUGGAUGAGCCAUUGGAAGCGCUUAGUCUCAUGGAUACAGGGUCUUAGGAUUUAGGGCUGAAGAGAUCUUAGAGGUCAUUUCUACCCAGGAGGCAACCGAGGUCCAGAGAAUCGAGUCACCUGAGCAGUUUGCUGCAGUAGGGCAAGCACCAUUUUUGGAGCCAGAGGAUCUGGAUGUGAGUCUCAGCUCUGGCGCUUAGCCUCACUGCUCCUCAAUGGGCCUCCAUUUCUUCCUCUGCAGAAUGAGGGAGAGGGAUAGAUCUUCUUUAAGGUCCUUUCCAGUUUUAAAUAUUCUGAAGCCCCAUUGAGGUGGCCAGCCAGGGUGGGUCAGGAUGCCCUUUGUCACCUGUCCAAUUGACCUUGAUUCUUGGUGCCAGAUAUUCUGCUCCUGACCAGAAAUCAGGAGAGCCAACGCCAUCUGGACUUUCUCAGGCAUUGGCUCACAGCUUAAAAGGUAGGUGUUCAUAUGCUCUGCCCUGCUAUAUAGUCGGCAGAUUCCAAGAACUUUUCUCCUAUUGGCAUGUCCUAUCCAAGGAUCCAGGAAGAUGCCAAGGGAAGGAAUAUGUAGGCUGGGAGACCAGUGUGCCAAAGCUACACGAUCUCCCCCCUGCUCCUCCCCCCCCACACACCCUUGGGGCAAAGGCCUCAUGGCCUCAUCAAGGGUAGGACAGAAGAGCAGGGAUAGGGAUAGAUCCUCAGAUCCUCAGAUGUGGAGCUGAAAAAGAGCCCCUUGACCAGACCUGUAAUUUUACAGCCAAUAUCUCCAACAAGUCCCCAUCUGAUCUUGACUUGCACAUCUCCAGGGAAGGGAAGCUCACUACCUCCUGAGGCAGCCUAGUGCUAAUUUGGAACAGAAGGAAAUCGGGAAGUUUCCCCUAACUGAACGCUGCCUCUAUUCAGCUCUUCCUCCAUUGCCCCUGGCUUCUCCCUCUGGGGUCAGAGUCCAUCUGAUGCCUCUUUCCUAUAGCACUGAUCAUGAGAGCCCUCUCUUCUCUAGGCUCAGCAUAUCUUCUUAUAGCUUGGUAUUCUCUCCUCUGUCCUUCUGGUUGACCUCCCUCACACCUGCUCUGGUUUCCCCAAAUGUGGCCCUGUGGCAUUUUCAUACCUUCUGAGAUCAAUUGGGAAUAAGCAAUACCUAGAAAGGAUUUCUAUCUGGUUCGUUUUCUUGGGCGGGUCGCUUUGAAAUGCUCACUCCCUUCCAUUGAUUCUGCCGCCCAACCGGGCCCGAUUCACCUGGGUCUCCCUCUCCCCUCCCUUUUCCUCAUUCUUUUUUUGCCCCUGAGCUUCCUGCUCUAUUUUUUGAUCACCAAGGGGCAUUGGGAAGGGGGAAGGCUGCAGAAACCAACUUGGUUCCAAGGCCAUGUACCCCAUCUGUUUAUCAUUAGGAGCAAUCCUAUGGCACGGGUGAUCACCUUAGGGAACAAAGGCCCCCGUAGGUGAUCUCAUGCCGGCUCAUGCCAUGCUUCAUCUUGUGCAAAAUCGUGCAGGUAUUUCUGUAAGUGGGCAUGUCUGUGUUCUUACAAAUGGCAAUAGUAAUCAUUCCAAAAGAAGCUCUGUAGAUAUAUAGCUAUAUAUGUACAGAGGGGCUUGGGGAGGGGGGGGACUUGCCUGUAAUUUUAUUGAAACUCUGCUUUCCACAGUUGCAUCUUGCAAAGUCUGUAUGGUUAUAUAUCGGUGCAAAAACCCCACAACAACAAGCCCACCCAGGUUUAAAGCACAGCCUCUUUAUGUACAAAUGAGGAAAACGAUAUUUCGUGUGUGAUGUUCCCGACUCUUCUUGUAAAUGACGUCUGGACUGUGAAUGAGAAGUUUUUACAAGUAUAAUAAUUUAUUAUAGCUCAGGCUGUCUGUUCAGUCUGGGCCUAUUUUUUUUUUAA
Molecule: messenger RNA, 11726 nt
Organism: Dromiciops gliroides (monito del monte)
Lineage: Eukaryota; Metazoa; Chordata; Mammalia; Microbiotheria; Microbiotheriidae
Gene: HIVEP3
Product: HIVEP zinc finger 3
Biological process (GO): regulation of transcription by RNA polymerase II
Cellular component (GO): nucleus
Molecular function (GO): RNA polymerase II cis-regulatory region sequence-specific DNA binding; DNA-binding transcription factor activity, RNA polymerase II-specific
Source: RefSeq, a predicted model, not a curated record